AUGUAUGCAUGGAGAUUAAUGUGUAGAGAAAAAAUUAGCAACUUAUUCUUUCAUUUGAGGUCAAGUGGCAGCAACGGUUGGACACAUAGUAGUUUGAUUAGUUUCUUACGGCUAUUCAGCAAUGAAUGUGGCGGUGGGAUGAAUACGAGUCAGUUGGAUGAGCGUGUUCGACUAGGGAAGCAAGAUCAGAAUGAUUGGUUGUUGGCUAUUAAAAGUCAAAGAGAUCAAGAAUCUCCAAAUUUAACAAAUCGUCAAAUAUUCGCAAAGGAGUUUAGAAGAAGGAUUAUUCCAUGGGACAAAUUAACAGUUUCAUGGGCAAAUUUUCCUUACUAUAUUUGCAAGUACUCAAAAGAAGUUCUAGUAGAAUGUGUUAUUUCUUAUAUGAAGCAUGAUAAAUUUGCUACAGCUUCAAAGAGGAGAAUACUUCUGCAGAGUGUUUCAGGUACGGAUCUUUACAAAGAAAGAUUAGUUAAAGCAUUGGCACAUGAUCUAAAAGUUCCAUUAUUGGUUCUUGAUAGCAAUGUUUUGGCUCCUUAUACUUUGGUGGGGAUGGAUGAAUCAAGUGAUCUUGAUGAUGACAGUGAAAAAGAAUCUUUUUCAGAAUCUGACACUGAUGAUGAAAAUGAUAAAAUUGAUAGAAUCUCUUCCUGUAAACCAUCGAAAUCAAAGGUUGUUGAGUCAUCUGAAUCCAAGAGACCUAUGAAGAAAGGUGACCGAGUAAAAUACAUCAUUGAUCCAUCCUCCGUUGGUACUAAAAAAAGUGAUUUGGCUAGUGGUCAACGUGGGGAGGUCUUUGAGGUGAAUCAGGAUAAUGUUGCAGUUGUUUUUGAUAGUGAUGAUGCAACCAAGAAAAUUUUUUUACUGCAUUGGCUAGAUGUUAAGGUAAUUGAGCAUGAUGAAGAAAGUCAGGCUCAAGACGCCAUUGAAGCUUUGAAUGAGGUCCUGCAUUCUAUACAGCCUCUUAUUGUUUAUUUCCCAGAUCCAUCUGUGUGGUUUUCAAGGACUGUUACCGAGGCAAGACGUGAAGUGUUCCUUAACAAGCUGCAGAAGAUGCUCGAUGAUCUAUCGGGUCCUGUUGUCUUGAUAUGUGGUGAAAACGAAGAAGAAACAGAUUCUUCUUCAGAUGAGAAAUCUGCAUUUCUUCUAUCUGUAUAUAGUAUAACCUCUUUUCCAUUGUGUCCAACAGACCAAUACAUGAUUGUUUCAUUACAAGAGGAAGGGGAAGAGGAAUGGAAAGGACAAGAGGGAAAGAAAGACAACUUGUUGAAACAUCAGGAUCUUUCCCUUCUCGAACUACUUAUUAAGGGACUGAAAUCCACGAAGAGUUUAGAAGGUUAUGAAAUUCUUCAGCUAUUUGCUAAUGUGAUGAGCAUACAUCCUCCAACAGAGAAAGAUGUCUUGAGAACAUUUAAUGAACAACUCUUAGAGGACAUGACAAUUGUUUUAAAUGGAAGUAACAUAACUGAACUACAAAAGGUCCUUGAAGAACAUGAUUUGACAUGUAUGGAUCUAUUGGAUGUGAUUGAUAAUGAUGAGGUGAUACUUAACAAGCGAAGCAGCCUCGGCAUCAUCCGUCCAGAAGAACUUAACCCCCUUCAUACAAUCAGUGAUAGGAGCCGUAACACUGCUGAAGUGAGGAAUAAAACGCCGAUAGAAGGAAGCCAAACCAUGAAAACUGCGAACUUCAGUGAUCGAAGAGGGGCGGGGCCACUGAUUGACAGCCAGUACCUUACUUGGGUCCACUUUCAGGCCCUCCCGAGACACCACAUAACCGAGGAACUGGGUAGAAUCAGUAAGAAAUGUGCACUUCGAGGAAGCAGCAUAGAACUUGUCACGCCGGAGAACAGAUAA
Impatiens glandulifera is the source of this 1851-nucleotide messenger RNA. RefSeq lists its product as uncharacterized. Lineage: Eukaryota; Viridiplantae; Streptophyta; Magnoliopsida; Ericales; Balsaminaceae. The record is from RefSeq and is a predicted model, not a curated record. Bases 1 to 1851 code for a protein of 616 amino acids. Gene Ontology annotation, cellular component: mitochondrial outer membrane. The transcript is spliced from 15 exons.